UUAAAAGAUUGGUUCAUCUUUGCCUGUUCCUCUGCCUCAUUGCUCUGUUUCUUCGUCUUCUGGUUCUUCUUCACAUCAUAAUGAAAAAGAAAAAUUGUUCUUCUUCAACGCCCUCGUUCAUGCUCUCAAUAAUCUUCAUUGUGUUAUUCGUCUCCUUCGUACCCAUCACAAUGUUACUCCACCGACAGCGUCAGCACCAACAGCAUCUUUUCUCUCUCACCAUUCAGCUUCAUCGACUCAACUCAAAGCUUUCACUUUUAGAAUCCUCCAUUGAGAAGAUUAACCAUGAAUUGCAGAGUAAGGAGGAUGAUGUUGCUCAAAUGGAGAAUGUGAUUUUGGAGCAAGAAAAUAUUGCACCCAUAAAGAAUACGAUGGAUUCUAUUCAGCCAAAAGGUUCCGAAGAAGGCGAGACGAGGGGACUAGAUUCUCCAGAUAUUGAGCCUGAGAAGCAGGAUUUUCAAGGUUGGCUUCCUGAGUAUCAAGAUGUCAACUUAAGUCAUUUUCAGUCUUUCAUAUUGGCUGAGUGGAACAACUAUUGGAGGCCAAACUUGGACAAAUGCUUUCAAAUGAUCUUCUUGAAAAUGUCUCAAGUGCUAAGGGAUGCUGGCCUUUGCAUUGAAAUGGUUAAGACUGAGUGGAUGCCAUUCUUGAAGAAUCAAGUGUGUACAUUCAAAUCCAAUCUUAAGUCUCACUAUGAUAUUCUAAGUGCUGAAACUGUUGAGGCCUAUAAAGCGUCCAAGAACAUUUUACUAUCAAAUUUUGUGAAGUUGCAAAGAGCAGCCACCCCCUUCAUGCAGGAACUGAUACCAGUUUUGAAGCCUCAUGUGCUGAAUUUCAUGUAUAAUCUCAAGUCUUACUUUGACUUUAUAAGUUCUCAAGCUGAGAUGUACAAUUAUGCUAAGCCUUAUAUGAAUCAAAUUGCAACCAUGGCCAAGAUUUACUUUGAUACAACACUUGUGAUCCUUGGAAUUAUAAUCAAGAAAAUCAUUACACUAUUUCAUGACUUGCGGAAUGGCUGA
This is a messenger RNA of Arachis duranensis, 1019 nucleotides long. RefSeq lists its product as uncharacterized. The transcript is spliced from 9 exons. The record is from RefSeq and is a predicted model, not a curated record. The coding region runs from base 81 to 1019 and encodes 312 amino acids. Lineage: Eukaryota; Viridiplantae; Streptophyta; Magnoliopsida; Fabales; Fabaceae.